This is a messenger RNA of Cannabis sativa, 2492 nucleotides long. Its product is annotated as transcription factor GTE7. Gene Ontology annotation, molecular function: protein binding. The transcript is spliced from 3 exons. Lineage: Eukaryota; Viridiplantae; Streptophyta; Magnoliopsida; Rosales; Cannabaceae. The coding region runs from base 229 to 1935 and encodes 568 amino acids. The record is from RefSeq and is a predicted model, not a curated record.
CCUUAUCGUUCUCGCUCAGAUUAGGGUAAGUUCCUUCAAACCCUAGGCUUCUUCUAAGCCAAUUUUCUGUAAUAAUUUGGUUGAUCGGUGGCGCGUGGGGUUGAUUGGUGACGCGUGAGGUACAUAAUCGACCUUAUUCAUGGUGGUGUAUGCUUCAAUUGGAUUCGGAAACCCUCGUCGGAGCUCCGCCGGGCCCGUAGAGAAGGCCAAAUCUGAUUCCGUACUUCCAUGGCUUCGGCCGUUUUAGCGAACCGAAACGAGACCAAUUGGCCACAACCCAGAGCGAAAUUCAUGGGGAAAGUUCCUAAGCAGAAAAAAUCUAAGAGGCAAUUCCAAUUUCAUGCAACUGCAGGUGACGUUAACGGGGGAUGUCAGAUCGAUGAGUCUUCGGCCGUGACCCAGACGGCGUCGGACGAUGCGUCUUCGAUCAAUCAUCGGAGAUCGGGCGAGCUCAAUUUGGGUAAUCCUCAAUAUGUAUCGUUUAACAUGGCAUCGUUUUCUAGGAAAGAGCUUGGAGAGCUGAAGAAUCGGCUAAUAAUGGAGCUUGAUCGAACUCGACAAUUGCAGAACCGAAUUGAUACAGGAGAAUUCGUUACUUUGCCUAAGAAAUCUGGACCAGGGAAGAAAUCGGGUUUAAAGCGUCCUUUUCCCUCGAAUUCGAAUCAAUUCGCUAAAGAAUCGAGCUCCAAUUUCAAGCGAUCGCAUUGGGAUAACCCAAUUUUGAUGAAGAAUUGCAGUCCGAUAUUAUCUAAACUGAUGAAGCAUAAGCACGCAUGGGUCUUUAACAAGCCCGUUGAUGCCCUAGCUGAGGGGCUCCACGAUUACCACGACAUAAUCAAACGCCCGAUGGAUCUGGGUACCGUUAAAUCGAACCUCGCCAAGAAUCUCUACACAUCGCCUGUGGAUUUUGCAUCUGAUGUGAGGCUAACGUUUCACAACGCCAUGACUUAUAAUCCCAAAGGGCACGAUGUUAACGCUAUGGCUGAACAACUUCUGGCUAGGUUUGAGGAGCUGUAUCAGCCUCUGAAAGAGCAAUUGGAAGAAGGGCCUGGACCAGAACGGCCUUACGAAGAUGAAUUACAGGCGAGUUCUUGGGAUCAUGUGGAGCCCGAGAGGCCUAAACGGGAAGAGCCUUCGUACAGAGCAGAGAAGAAACAAGAACCCGAACGGGUUCCUGCUCCGGCGAGCUCGUCAAACCCGGCUCCUCCUCCUCCUCUCCCGCCUCCUUCCGUACAAUCACCAGUCCGUACACCUUCCCCUAUGAAGGCUCCUCCAGUCAAGCCUUUGAAGCAGCCGAAGCCGAAGGCAAAGGAUCCUAACAAGAGGGAAAUGAACAUGGAAGAGAAGCACAGAUUGGGAGUUGGGUUGCAGAGUUUGCCACAGGAGAAGAUGGAGCAAGUUGUUCAGAUCAUUAAGAAGAGAAAUGGGCAUUUGAAACAAGAUGGUGAUGAGAUUGAGCUCGACAUUGAAGCUGUCGACACAGAGACUCUCUGGGAAUUGGAUCGUCUUGUUACUAAUUGGAAGAAGAUGGUCAGCAAAAUUAAACGGCAAGCUCUCAUGAACAAUACAAUUGGGAGCAACAACAACAACAACCAUAGCAUGAAUGCCCAUAAAGGCAAUGUGGAAUCGAGGGCAAGUGAAAAGGUGGAAGCCAGUCCACCUGAGCCGAAAAAGGCAAAGAAAGGAGGUGGAGGAGGAGUAGAAGCUAGGGAUGAAGAUGUUGAUAUUGGUGAUGAUAUGCCAAUGAGUAGCUUUCCUCCUGUUGAGAUUGAGAAAGAUGUUGGAGAACACCAUCCUAAUGUCGGUGGCGGCGGUGGUGCGAGUAGUAGCUCUAGCAGCUCAAGCAGUUCAAGUAGUGAUUCCUCAUCAUCCAGUGAUUCAGAUUCUGGUAGUAGUUCAGGGAGUGAUUCCGAUGAUGAUAAUGCCCACUCGUAGUUUUCCGAAAGUGGGACUUUGAAUUGGAAUUUUAGUCAAGAACGAAAGACAAACUGCCAAGAAUGAAUCCAUAAACAAACACACCUGAUUUGGGUGGGGUUUGUGAGUGAGAGAAGAAUGAAUGAACUUUCUUCAGAAAGUUUAUGCCAUUGGGCAUUGAUCGGCAUUGGCAAUGGUAAUGGCAAUGGCGGAUCCUUUCCAGCUAAGAGAAGUUUGGCAGAGAUAUAUUGAUGAGGUAAAUGAGUCCAAUGCCUAUUUGUUUUAUAAUAAUUAAUUUACCAAAAUGAGCUUUGUGUAUUGAAUAUGCUUAAAUCUUCUCUUACAGGGACAACAGGGACAACAAGUAUGGUUGGAUGGGAUUGGCAGGUGUUGUUUAGUUAGUUUAGUAUUACUAUUAAAUACGAAAUUUGUAAAGAGAUGACCUUUUUUUCUUAGGAUAAAUUUGAUUAGACAACCUUGUGUAAAUUUUUCAUUAUAUGACAUUGUGUAAACAUCACAUCACUUCCUCUUCAAUCUUUGAAUCCAAUAAAAUUUUCACCACAAUUGGUUCCUAUUAA